GGAGGGUUAACAUGCGGAGGAAACACGUGCUGCUGCAGAGCAGUAAGAAGGCUGUGCUACAGAGUGUGCUUUAGUGGGAGAGGGAAAUAGAGAGCAGUCAUACACUCAUUACACCUGACUAGUCUUUUUGGUCAGUAGUGAGCAACAUGAGGAAUCAGAUAGACCUGCUGGCCACUGUCACGGUUCUGGGAGUCCUGGAGCAAGCCUAUUUUGUGCUGCAGGUGAUCUACGCCAGGCGCAAGUUCAAGAUCUCACCUCCGGAGACAACGGGCCACCCUGAAUUCGAGCGAAUCUUCCGAGCUCAGGUGAACUGCUCUGAGUACUUCCCCAUCUUCGUCUCGCUCCUCUGGGUGGCCGGGAUCUUCUUCCAUCAAGGCGCCGCGGCGGCCUCGGGGCUCCUCUACCUCUGCGCCCGCCUCCAGUACUUCCACGGCUACGCGCGGGCGCCGCACGGGCGGCUGGGGCCCCUCUACGCCAGCGCCCGGCUGCUCUGGCUGCUCCUGGGCCUGGCCGUCGCCGGGCUCCUCGGCCACUUCCUGCCCCUCGGCGCCGCCGCCGCUGCCGCCCUGGGCGGCCGCCUGCGCCUCCUCCUCGGCGCCCCGUAG
This is a messenger RNA of Rhea pennata, 605 nucleotides long. Its product is annotated as leukotriene C4 synthase-like. The record is from RefSeq and is a predicted model, not a curated record. Gene Ontology annotation, molecular function: glutathione transferase activity; leukotriene-C4 synthase activity; enzyme activator activity. Gene Ontology annotation, cellular component: endoplasmic reticulum; nuclear envelope; membrane. The transcript has 5 exons. Gene Ontology annotation, biological process: leukotriene biosynthetic process. The coding region runs from base 147 to 605 and encodes 152 amino acids. Lineage: Eukaryota; Metazoa; Chordata; Aves; Rheiformes; Rheidae.